Messenger RNA from Carya illinoinensis, 2005 nucleotides. Its product is annotated as GTPase HflX. Bases 85 to 1827 code for a protein of 580 amino acids. Lineage: Eukaryota; Viridiplantae; Streptophyta; Magnoliopsida; Fagales; Juglandaceae. Gene Ontology annotation, cellular component: cytoplasm. Gene Ontology annotation, molecular function: GTP binding; ribosome binding. The transcript is spliced from 13 exons. The record is from RefSeq and is a predicted model, not a curated record.
UACCGUUAGUACCGAAAAGCAACUUAAAACCAGCACGGAGAAGCAGCUGAAAUGGAAUGCUAAAAAAGAAGAAGAUAAAAAGCCAUGAGCGCAGCAAGUUUCGGAUGUUACAUCUCUCGGCUCUCGCCUGUUCUAGACCACGAGCCCAAGCUUUCAUGGAAUCCAUCCACACCAAACCCUAAUCGGCUACUUUUCCCUCUCACUCUCAGAAGGCACUCGAGCUGUAAAAAUAGUUCCUCAAGACUCGUUACCGGAGCUCUCCAGCAAGGGCUCGGAGUCGUUCCCCAUGAAAGCGUAGCUUCAAACCCUUCGAUUGGUACCGAAGAUGCGGAGAAGGAGGAACAUGAAGAGGUCCAUGGAUCUCGUAAUGGAGUCGCUGACACCAAACCCCCAAGUCCGUUCACUAAAGUCCAAAAGAAGAAAGAGCACGACGAAGACGACAGCUUUGAGAAUAGGUUUAAGAUACGGAACGGCAGAGAGGUUUUUGAAGAAAAAGCGUACCUUGUUGGUGUUGAACGAAAAGGUGAUACAGAGAAUUCUUUUGAUAUAGAUGAAUCACUGAAGGAGUUGGCUCAGCUGGCUGACACUGCUGGACUUCUGGUUGUCGAUUCCACUUAUCAAAAACUAGCUUCCCCGAACCCAAGAACUUAUAUUGGGUCUGGCAAGGUUGCAGAGAUUAAGAGUGCAAUUCAUGCCCUUGAUGUUGAGACUGUGAUAUUUGAUGAUGAGCUUUCAGCUGGGCAAUUGCGUAAUUUGGAAAAGGCUUUUGGAGGAGAUGUUAGAGUUUGUGACCGCACUGCCCUCAUCCUGGAUAUCUUUAACCAGCGGGCAGCAACACAUGAAGCAUCUUUACAGGUUGCAUUGGCACAAAUGGAAUACCAGUUACCUCGACUAACAAAAAUGUGGACUCACCUUGAGCGUCAAGCGGGAGGCAAGGUGAAGGGGAUGGGUGAGAAACAAAUUGAAGUGGAUAAGCGUAUCUUACGUACUCAAAUUGGGGCGCUCAAAAAAGAGCUUGAAUCAGUUAGAAAACAUCGAAAGCAGUAUCGAAACCGGCGUAUAUCUGUUCCUGUCCCGGUAGUAUCGUUGGUUGGUUACACAAAUGCUGGAAAGAGUACACUUCUAAAUCGAUUGACUGGAGCCAAUGUUCUUGCUGAGGAUCGAUUAUUUGCUACCCUUGAUCCAACUACAAGAAGGGUUCAGAUGAAGAACGGGAAGGAGUUUCUUCUCACAGACACGGUUGGUUUCAUCCAAAAGUUACCCACUACACUGGUUGCUGCCUUCAGAGCUACAUUGGAGGAGAUAUCGGAGUCAUCGCUUUUGGUGCAUGUGGUGGACAUAAGCCAUCCUCUAGCAGAGCAACAGAUAGAAGCUGUGGAAAAGGUUCUGUCAGAACUAGAUGUGUCAUCAAUUCCAAAGUUGAUGGUUUGGAACAAGGUGAAGAGGGGUAUUUUUUUGCUGAUACAAUUGCAAAUCAGUAUGGUCAAACAAUUGAAUUCUGCCUUUCCUCUUUAUGUUGAUAAGGUCAGUGAUCCUCAAAAAAUAAAGUCAGAAGCAGAGAAGAGAGAAGAUGUUAUUUGCAUAUCCGCUUUCAAUGGUGAAGGCUUACAUGAAUUCUGCAAUGCAGUUCAGGAAAAGUUAAAGGACUCUAUGGUAUGGGUGGAAGCUUUAAUUCCAUUUGACAAGGGAGAGCUCCUGAGUACCAUACAUCAAGUUGGAAUGGUAGAGAGAACUGAGUAUAAAGAAAAUGGGACAUUGGUGAAGGCGCAUGUGCCCCUUCGAUUUGCAAGGUUGCUCACACCAAUGAGGCAACUCUGUAUAUCAUAGCCUCCUUGAAUCACCAUCUAUUUCUUGGGACUUCUUUCAUGUUUCCUAAUCAUUCAUGUCUUCUAUACUUCUGGCAAGUGAGACUUUGUUAAUAGAGAGUCCGAGUCUGUACAGCCGUUCUUGUAUUAUACAAUCAUACUUCUGUGGUUAUUUUAAACAUUUUUCCUCUUUUUUUUUU